AUGGGAUCGAUCCGCGGUUUACUACGGUUAAUUAAGAAAACGGUUACUACUCGUUGGCAUGGUAUAAGAUUCUUUGAACAUGUUCUUCUCGUUAUAAGCGUUGAAUCAAAUAAAAUUGAUUUACAACUGAAACCUGAAGCUGCUGCAAUUUAUUGCAUGCAGAACCCAAAUGAACAUAAUAAUGGAAUUAUUCCGAUAAAUGUUGUUGGAAAGAUUAUUAGAUUAAUUCGUGGACAACUUAAUUCUAGUAAGGAUAAAUGUUCUGCUAUAUUCCUUGUCGGAGGAUUUGGUGAACCAAAAUAUUUACAAAUGAAAGAAUUCGGAAAAUUAGUUCCAGCAAUUAUUGUGCCAAAGCAACCUAUCGCAGCUAUUGUUCGUGGAGCUUGUGACUACGGACUUAAAAUGAGCACAAUAGCGGAUCGUACUCUGAAAUAUACUUACGGUAUUAAAGCUAAUAGACACUGGAGUUAUCCAAUAGAUCGAAAAAUAACCUGUGGGAAUGGUGAUCAAAAUUGA
This is a messenger RNA of Rhizophagus irregularis DAOM 181602=DAOM 197198, 516 nucleotides long. The record is from RefSeq and is a predicted model, not a curated record. Lineage: Eukaryota; Fungi; Glomeromycota; Glomeromycetes; Glomerales; Glomeraceae.